UGAACCAAGCGAGACUCAAUCCGAUCUAAAGAAGCAAAGACAAAUUCAAUCGUCCGAAACAUGGAAGCGGCUUCACGUUUGGUUCCUCAACUUCGGUAUCGUGUAUCCCACAGGCAUAGAAAUUUAACCUGUUCAGAAGGACCUUUAGGACGCAUAGAAAAAAUACGAAGGACACUAACUGCACUUCUCAAACAUGAGAGAAUUGAGUUGAACUACCAUCGCGCUGACGAAUGUCGAGGAUAUGCUGAACGGCUCAUCACAGAGGCAAUCCGCAAUGGGGAUACUCAUGUCAGAACAAUGCAACUUGCUGACUUUUGGAUCAAUGAAAAACAGUUGAUCCACAAGCUUUUCAAGGUCCUGGUGCCGCGUUACGCCAACUACGAUGGGUCGUACACAGCAGUGCAUAUUCUGCAGACACCGUUUCACACCAACUAUAACACCAAUGUUCCAGGCCCAGAUUAUCGCCAGAAUUGGGUGGCGCUGGAGUUGAAAGGAAACCCGUAUCCUCCUGUUCCUGGCCGACUACAGCCGAACCCAUUCUUUAUCCCCAACGUUCUCCUUUCGGAAGCGAAGCGCGAGAUGCACAAAAUGGAAUUUCCAGCGAAGAAGCUAGCGUAAAUGUUGUUUGAGUGAAAUGAGUUUGUUUUUCAGGCCUUAAUAUAAGAGUGAAUAAAACUUGCAUUAGUAACAGC
Ornithodoros turicata is the source of this 692-nucleotide messenger RNA. RefSeq names its product large ribosomal subunit protein bL17m-like (gene mRpL17). The transcript is spliced from 4 exons. Bases 61 to 618 code for a protein of 185 amino acids. The record is from RefSeq and is a predicted model, not a curated record. Gene Ontology annotation, cellular component: mitochondrial large ribosomal subunit; ribosome. Lineage: Eukaryota; Metazoa; Arthropoda; Arachnida; Ixodida; Argasidae. Gene Ontology annotation, biological process: translation. Gene Ontology annotation, molecular function: structural constituent of ribosome.